Messenger RNA from Letharia lupina, 1485 nucleotides. RefSeq lists its product as uncharacterized. Lineage: Eukaryota; Fungi; Ascomycota; Lecanoromycetes; Lecanorales; Parmeliaceae. The coding region runs from base 1 to 1485 and encodes 494 amino acids. The transcript has 2 exons. The record is from RefSeq and is a predicted model, not a curated record.
AUGUCUACACCAACGCAAACCCGUCCCGUGAUAACCCUCUACCCAUCCCCCCAAGAGGACGUCAGUGCCUAUCUGGCCGCUAUUCGCCUCGCUUCCUCCGUUCGCAAUACUAUGGAUGCUCAAAAGGCUGGUGUCGACGGUGAAAAGGCUGCCGUGUAUGCCGAUUCUUGGGGGCGCCAUCAUCCAAACUUCCCCCCUCCACCCUCACCCACCCCUGGAGGACGCGAGCCAGUCCAAAUUCUCAACGAGACUUCUCCUGCCGACUUCGCCUCGAACACCACCAAACCGGGCUUCUUCCGCCCCCGAGACCGCUACCCUUCACCCAGCCGUUCCAUGAGCACAGGUACGUGGCCCUUCGUUGAGGAACAUGCUUCAGCGGCAGCAGCUAACCUCUCGACUUUAGCUGAUUCUCCCACCGGUGCCACUCUCGAGGCUUUGAAACGACAUCACGGGCACUUUCCGCCACCAGAUCCUCCUAUGAGCACCGGCACCGGCUCUAUCCUUGAGGACGAAGCAGCUGAUACUCCCGCUGGCGUCAAGCUCGAGGCCCUGGAACAACAUCACGGGCUUUUUCCACCACCAGAUCCUCCCAUGAGCACCGGCACCGGGCCUAUCCUUGAGGACGAAACAGCUGAUACUCCCACUGGCAUCAAGCUCGAGGCCCUGGAACAACAUCACGGGAACUUUCCACCUCCAGAGCCUUCCAUCGGCUCCACCCAAGCACCGCCAGGAAAGCCCAUAUCAAGACGAACCGGACCUAUACCUAUUCACCAGAGCAACGGCCCUAGCGGCAUGAAGUUGUACAUCCCUGGCGAGAUUCCACCUCAAUGCCAGCUCUAUGCUACCAACACCGAUGUCAACAACGUCACUUUCGCCGUCUGUCCCGUCACAAAACGCACCAUCAACCCCACACAUAACCUCGCAAGCCGCCAACUCCAUCUUGCGGACGUCUCCAAGUCGCAUAUCUUAGCAAUACGCGACACUGCUAUGUGCGAAGCACCAACCGGCUUCGACGAGCGCCUUGCCUGCGGGAAGUUCGACGGGUGGUUCGUCCUUGCUUUUUUCAUACUAUUCUCCAUGAUCGGCUUGGCUUGGAUAAAACUCCGCAAGCACAAAACUCGUCGGCUCGACGAAGAACAUGGGACUGCUACUUGGCCACGCCUUUCGAAAGUGUCAACUAAAAGCUCCGAAGCCAAACUGAAGCCACAAGCUUUGGGGAUAUCAACUAACCGAUCCGAAGCGAAGCUGAGGCAGAAAAUUCGUAAAGCACAUGAGGAAGACCGACAUUUGGAUGAGGAGCUCAGCACAGAACAAUACGAAUCGGUGGCUUGGAGGAACGCAUCUCACCGUGCCGCACGAGCAAAUUUUGGGGGAAGUGUCGAGCAUGAUGCUGGACCUGUUGCCAUGCUGCCAGAAUUACCUGCAGAGCUGCCUGCUUAUCUUUUCGAGCCUUUGUACUGGUUGUUUGGAUUAGAACGUGCAUAG